Molecule: messenger RNA, 5950 nt
Organism: Bombus pyrosoma
Lineage: Eukaryota; Metazoa; Arthropoda; Insecta; Hymenoptera; Apidae
Gene: Pld
Product: phospholipase D2
Exons: 14
Coding region: 2259-5648 (1129 amino acids)
Biological process (GO): intracellular signal transduction; phosphatidic acid biosynthetic process; cell motility
Molecular function (GO): phosphatidylinositol binding; D-type glycerophospholipase activity
Source: RefSeq, a predicted model, not a curated record
GAGGAGAAGAUAAAAAUAAUGAAAGAAAAAAGCAAACUAGCAAAAGGAAUUUACAUAGACGACGACCUAACGAGAAAAGAGAGAGAAAUACAACAACAGAUAAGGAGGGAGGCAAGAGUAAGAAGGGAAAAAGGGGGAAACGUAAACAUAAGGAUAGGAUAUAGGAAAUUAAAAGUGGGAGACAGAUGGUACAUAAAACGUUCCACUUUUCUUUGUAUCCGACACAUACGCUACAUAUACGUUAAACUCGAUUGUUCGAAAUAAUAAUAAUAAUGUUUGACUGGUUAUUGUUGUACGGUGAAUGUUUUUGCGAUUUCAAUGACAUCUCGAGUCGAAGCUUUGCACAUAAAAGAGCGAUUCGAUUUUCGGCAAGAAAUUGUAUCUACAUGGAUUGUCAUGAUUUUUAAUCGAUCAAUUCAUUUUAUAUAAACGUAUCUUUAUAUAAAUACUUUUUUAUCAAGGUCAAAAUACAAAUCAAUUUAGUAAGAAAUUCUGAAAAGAAAUUUUUUCUGUAGCCUUCUAUAAAUUACGUUUAGAUUAUUUUGACAUAGACUUUACACAAAUAUCUUUAUGUCUUAUUAGUGUCUCCUUCGUUGAAACGUAUGUAUGUGUCAAUAAAUAUCAACAACAAGAAGUUAUUGUUAAAAUGUCGUUAAUAAUAACUAUGCAUAUACAUAGAUUUUUAAAUAAUUCUUAGAAAAUAGUAGCUGAAGAAAGCAAUAAAUGUGCUAACAAUUAUUUGAUAAUAUUUAAAGAUUUGAAUUAGACUUUGAUGAUGUUUUAGAAACAUAUUUAAAAUUUUGCUAUUUAAUUUUUAAUUAGUAUCGUGUGUAUCUUACGUAAGUACUACUCGCAAUAUAAUAAACAUGAGUUAUGGUAUAUUCAUCAAUACUGAUAAACAAACGAAGGAGAUAAACAUAUUAUUAAACCAUAAUGUCUGUGAAAAAAUAAUUUAUCUACAACUCCACAGAGAAAAAGUAAUAUAGUAAUUUAUUACGUCUUUUAAGUAAAUCUUCAUUUAGAAGUAAAUAUGCAUAUCAAUGGGUCGCGCAUAAGAAAGGACGCUACAUAUAUGACAAACAAAAUUCUCAAUUCACAUUACGAAACGCAGCUAGAAGAUUUCAGAACAUUAUUCGUACGUGAAAAGAAAAAUACAAGAUUUUUAUUUUGUAUAUUUGUAAGUACAUACAUACAUAUUUUUCUAUGGAAUUGCUAUCUUUGUUGAUAAAACAGAAUGAUCAAACAUAGAUCAUGUCAAUGUAACAGAAAAUAAUCGUCAUAAAUAAAGUCACGUACUCGUGAAAAUUUAGUUAGUUAAUUUGUGAAAUCUAUUAGAUAUUUUUACUUCCAAAAUGUAAAAUUUUAAUAGAAAAAAAAAAAAAAAACAAUUUUAAGCUAACUCUUCAGACGUUUCAGUAGAAAAUACCCAUACCGACAGUUCUUAGAGUCCGAUCUACAAUAAUCAACAAAUGUGUAUAAGAACAGACGAGAUAUGUAUAAGUCGCUUAAUCUGUCACAUAAUGAACAGCAAUAAAAUCGUUCGUGUAAUCAAUCAAUUAUGACGAUACCAUCUAUGAUAAUGGAAUUAUCUGAGAAGUAUAUAUCAAUCUCUUACAAUACCAUGUAAAAUUCAUUACCUUAAAACUGUUUAUGGAAAGAAGCGAUAAUAUUUAUAACCUUAAUAACGUGACAUGUGACAUUUAAUAAAUAAAUAGGUUGUAUCCUUUUAUUAUAUCGUUCAUAAUUUUUAUCGUAACUUUAAGUUCAUAUUUUUAAAGUGUACAAUAUGGAAAAAUUUUAAUCGAUGAAUAAAUACCGAUAAACAUGUAUGAAACAAGUUUGGCAAUUUACUUUAGUCUUAUUCCUGUGAAUUACAUCUGACUCGAAUUUAUAGUCAAUAUUCUAAACCUCUCCCGCGCGCAUUAGAUCAUUUUCUUAAUCAAGAAAACACAUUAGUUCUUUGUCAUCACAUUUUUUUUGUUCCACCAUAUUACUACUUAUCUAUUCACCUAUCUAUUAAUGAUGUACAUAUUCGUCAGUGUUCUAUUCUUAAAUAACUUCUACUGUUGUAUGUACUAUUUCUCAUUAAUAAAGAUAAUUUGUGUAACGUAAAAAAAUUAUUUGAUAUUGCAAGAAACAGGAGUAUAAUGUAAAAGUUAUUAUAAGUUGAAGGCAAUGAAAAGUAUACUGUGAAACUAGUUUAACUUAAUUACGUAUGUUUAGUUAUCUAUUGAUAAUUUUGUACAAUACUGUUAACAAUGUCUGACAAUAUUUUAAACGAAAAAGCUGAGAAUUGUGUUUCUCAUGAUCCUGAAUAUGACGAUACACUGGGUGUACCUGAUUCAUUAGAAAUUACUAUAAACGAAAAUGAAAAUAUUAAUUCUAAUAAUGAUACAGAUAAUAGUGAACGUCCUGGUGUGAUACCUUUCUCUGCUAUACACGACUUACCAAAAAAUUUUAAAAGCCAGUAUCGUAAUGUUUUUAUUCCUGGUGAAGAAGUGCAUGUGGACAUUAUAGACAAUGAACGUAGCGUAACAACUCAUCCAUUGAAUCCAAAUUUGUACACUAUCCAAUUUAGGCAUGGACCAUUUAUUUGGACAAUUAAGAAACGAUAUAAACAUAUCCAAAAUUUGCAUAAUCAACUAAAAAUAUAUCGCACCAGUUUAAAUAUACCUUUCCCAACUAAAGGUCACAAAGAAAGAAGAACUAGUUUAAAAAGUUUGGGGGAUACAAAAGAAGGGAAAGGUCGUAAAGGUGCACUACCAAGAUUUCCAAAUAAGCCUGAUGUUUUAGUACCUUAUGAGCAACUAGAACAUAGGAAAAAAGUAUUAGAAGAGUACUUAACUAAUUUAUUAAAAAUAAAAAUUUAUUUGCACCACCCAGAAACAGUCGAUUUUUUAGAAGUCUCACAUUUGUCAUUUAUAGAAGAUUUAGGAAUGAAAGGCAAAGAAGGAAUUGUUUUAAAACGAACUGGAUCAGGUGCAAGAAGUAGAUGUAACUUCUGUGGUCUUCUUGAGGGCAUGUGUUGUAUUAGAUGUACUCAUUUCUGCACAUUUCUAUGUAGAAAAUGGCAUUCUCGACAUCUUGUUGUUAAAGAUACUUUUGUUGUCUAUAUUGAACCCAAAAAUGGUAGCAUAAAAUCGGUGAUUCUAAUGGAUAAUGGUUUCGGAAUCAGUUUUGGUCUGUAUACAACAGGAUUAAGAAAUGGUAUACAAAUAGUAAAUCUCAGUAGGCACAUACUAAUUAAGUGCUGGACAAGAAGAAAGGCCAAAGAAUGGCUAGAAUUCAUACAAGAAGUUAGUAACAGGGAAGGUCGAGACUUUAUACAAUCGAAUCCGCACAACUCGUUUGCACCUUAUCGUUCCCCUAUUCCAGCCACAUGGUUUGUAGAUGGAUCAAGUUAUAUGUCUGCUGUUGCAGACGCGUUAGAAGAUGCAAAAGAAGAAAUUUUUAUUGCGGACUGGUGGUUAUCACCUGAGAUUUAUAUGAAAAGACCAGCUAUUCAUAGUGAUUACUGGCGAUUAGAUAACAUUUUACAAAGAAAAGCUUUUGAAGGAAUCAAAGUAUAUAUAAUGAUCUAUAAAGAAGUAGAAGUCGCACUGGGCAUAAACAGUUUCUAUAGCAAACAACGACUAGUUGAAAAAUGCCCCGAAAACAUAAAAGUAUUACGUCAUCCAGAUCACGCGCGAGUGGGAGUGUUUCUAUGGGCACACCACGAAAAAAUUGUAGUUGUUGAUCAAAGUAUUGCUUUCCUUGGAGGAAUUGAUCUAUGUUAUGGUCGAUGGGACAACAAUGAACAUAGAUUAAUAGACUUAGGCAGCACCCAUCAUUCCAGUAUUUAUAUUCCGUCUAAAGGUAGAUUUACCAAUACCAGCAGUAAAAAGGUAUCAAAUGCCAAUGUAAAUAAGCAUGUUUUAUUACCAUUGGCUAUUGCAACUAACACAGUUGUGAUGGCUACUACCAAAUCUAUACCUGUAUUGCCAAUUAUAAAUAAUAAGACGUCGAUUUCGCCGUUCUCGACAUCACAGUUAAAUGCUGGUGAUUUAUUACUAUUACAACCAAUAGCAGAAUCAGAUACUAUGAAAUGUGAUACACCUAAUCUGGAACGUAAAAAUUUAUUUGGGAUGGCAAAAAACACCAUGGAUAGAAUGAAACACAGUAUUAAGUUGAAAAGACAAGAAUUAAUUAAUAUGGUGUAUAAUCCACACGAAGAAGAUAGUGAUGAGGAGAAUGUUAUGACUACCUAUACAACGCAAACUCCAAUUGAAACUAGUCAGUCACUAGCAUAUAGCAAAGAUGAAGUUUCAGAAUAUCCAGGUGUAGCUAAAUUAUGGCUGGGAAAAGACUAUGUAAAUUUUAUUGUUAAAGACUUUAAUGAUCUCGAAAAACCUUAUCAAGAUCUAGUAGAUAGGAGCAACACUCCCAGAAUGCCAUGGCACGAUAUAGGAGUUAUGGUACAAGGUGCAACAGCAAGAGAUGUUGCCAGACAUUUUAUUCAACGUUGGAAUGCAAUUAAGAUGGAAAAAGCAAAAUUAAAUUCAUGUUAUCCAUUCUUGCUUCCUAAAACGUACAAUAAUUGCAGUAGCUCUGUACCAUUUAUUGAAAAAUCUACUAUACACAACGUCAACUGUCAAGUAUUAAGAUCAGUUAGUUCUUGGUCUGCUGGUUUUCUCGACUCACAAACAAUAGAGCGAAGUAUUCAAGAAGCUUAUAUUGAGGCUAUUAGUAAAGCAGAAAGGUAUAUAUACAUAGAGAACCAAUUUUUUAUAACGCUUGCAUCCAUGCAACGAUCUGCAGUAAAAAAUCGUAUUGGAGAAACAUUAUUGAAACGCAUUUUAAGAGCACACCGUGAAGGUGCAGUAUUUAGAGUAUUUGUAAUAAUGCCUUUAUUACCAGGUUUUGAAGGCGAAGUUGGAGGACCAACUGGUACUGCUCUACGUGCUAUUACUCAUUGGAAUUAUGCUUCUAUAUCAAGGGGUAGAGAUGCUAUCUUAAGUCGGCUAAUUGAAGCAGGAAUAGAGGAUCCUAGAGAGUACAUUACAUUCCAUGGUUUAAGGACGCACGCAAUGUUAAAUGGUACAUUAGUGACAGAAUUAAUAUAUGUUCACAGCAAGCUAUUAAUUGUGGAUGAUAAUACUGUCAUCUGUGGUUCUGCUAAUAUUAAUGAUAGAAGCAUGACAGCAACAAGGGACAGCGAAAUUGCAGUGAUAAUUCAUGAUCAAGAAUUCGAAGAAGGAAGAAUGAAUGAUAUACCGUUUCCUUGUGGUAAAUUUGCAGGAUCAUUGCGAAAACAAUUAAUUUCUGAACAUUUGGGAUUAUUUAAAACAAAUGAAGAUAUAGAUGUAACUGAUAUAAUUAAAAAAUCAUUCUACAAAGAUGUAUGGUGUGCUAGGAGUAAUCGAAACACAGAAAUCUAUGAAAAAGUAUUUCAUGUUAUUCCGACAGAUAAAGUUGUUAAUUUUUCUAUGUUAAAGCAAUAUCAAGAUGAGGAGCCACUUUCUUCAUCAAAUACACUUUUGGCCCAAGAAAUGGUUGAACAGAUUAAGGGUCAUUUAGUAAACAUGCCAUUGCACUUUUUAUGCAAUGAGGAUCUGAAACCAGCUGCUGGUACAGUAGAAGGAAUGAUGCCAACAGCACUGUGGACUUAAAUCUUUGACAUUCGAAUUUAAUAUUAAUGAAUUCAGUGAUUUUAAUAUUUUUUACAAUUGUAUACAAGUUAAUCUAUUUUUAAGUAUUUUAUUGACCAAAGUACAAACGAUCACUCUGUGCUUAUGAUUAGAUAUUUCAUUAUAUGUAUAAACUGCUAGAAUUAAGGUUGUAUAUCACUAUUAUUUAAAGCAUUUAGAAUAUUUGAGAACAUAAAGAAUUAAGACGAAUAAAAUGCUAAUGAAAAUUCAAGUCAAGAUGAUACUUGGAUUGUUACUUAUGCAUUAAAUUGAUCAUAAUUGUA